Messenger RNA from Aedes aegypti (yellow fever mosquito), 1244 nucleotides. RefSeq lists its product as uncharacterized. NCBI's taxonomy places the organism in Eukaryota, Metazoa, Arthropoda, Insecta, Diptera, Culicidae. The coding region runs from base 135 to 1244 and encodes 369 amino acids. The transcript has 3 exons. The record is from RefSeq and is a predicted model, not a curated record.
AGUGUGGAGUGAACAUUGUUGUGUCACUUUACUCUACCGUGAAAAAUUCUGCUUUUGGACAUUAUCAAAACAAACUUUCAAUAUUUUGGAUUUUCUUGAUUUUUUGUGGAAAAAAGUUACAAUUAACAGUGAAAAUGAGUAGCCAAGAACGUCAAAUUCUUCGGAAAACGGAUUUUCCUGAAAUGGCUCGAGAUGCGCUACCCAUAAUAGAAAACCUCAUCAUUCAUCGCAACAAACACGACCUCGCAAUGGAUCUGAUUGGGGAAUUCGUGUUCCGGGAGCGCCGAGAUGAUCAGCGUGGGGGCGGCCAGCAGUAUCAGAAGCAACCGGUCACUCCGCGGCUGUCGUCCAUUGAUGAGUUCCAGCUGGUAUUGGUGCUGUGUGAUUUCUUCUCCCGGCCUGGACCGGAUGCCACUCGGAAUGCGGUGUUCUUUUCGCUCUUUGGCGGUUCCAUAGGACGAAGCAGCGUUCUGAACAAACUGAUCAGUACAGCUGUGUCCGGAUCGAUUGCUCCGUUAUUGUGUGCCGCUGGAACAUGGAUGCAACAGUUGGGCUGCACAUCGCCGCCCAGUCUUGAGCUAGCUCAAUGCAUCGUUAAGGACUUUGUGAUAUUCUCUAACAAAUCCUCGGAACAGCUGAAAUCCCUGCCGAUGGUGGCCCCCCGUUUCGCAGCCAAUUUUAUGACGGCGGUCACAGAUUUGUACCUUAAUGGAGGUAAAGGCCAACUGGUCGCACCUCCUGAUCUUCUUCUGGACGUCAUAACUGAAUGGGUUUCUGAAAAUCCGGCCCUGUGCCUUGCUUCCCAACAGCCGAUGGCCCUUCCAACAGGAGCGAUCGCUAUGCCUGUUGUAACUCCACUGGCCGGACUGAUCCGAUGGUGUGUCCUGUCGAUGAUAAUUACCCAAAAGCAAGAUCUAUACAGCAAACUACAUCUAGCCGUGUUACAAAGCUUGCUGGAAGCGACGCCCCCUGUUACUGCCCCUCCGAGUGCUCUGAAUGCCCAGCACCUGGGGCUAAUCAUCAGCUCGCUGCAAACCGAAAUGGAAUCUCUACUCAAAAUGGGCAAAUCGUUAAACGAAGAGUACAUUCACAGCUGCCUGGAACGAUUUGCCCAGGCCGUGCAGGUCGGAUUAACGUCGCGGUGCAUAUUCGGAAACAUUCCUCAGCUGGUGUGUCGCUUGGAGACACUCCCGAGCAAGAACAAACUGUUGCAGAUCGUGAUCAACGCCAACAAGACUGUGUGA